GCGAGGGAGGCAGCGCGAGGCAAGGGAGAGCACCUCCUCGUCGGGCGAGGGACGGGCUUGGAGCGAGGCGAGCGACAGCGGCAGCUCUCCCCCCCCCCUUUCCCCUUUGCUCCCCGCAAGCGAGCCAACUCCGCCCUGAAGCUGGUGGGCUUGGAGCGAGCCAGCGAGCGAAGAGCGACGGCUGCAGUGUAGGAGCGGCGCGAGGACGAGGGCGCGAGGCAGGCGACGAGGGGGACCGGCCAGCCCGCUGCUUCUGCCCGGGGAUACUCGCGAGGGGCUGCCUGGGAACCCUUUCGCCUCCCCCCCCCCAUUUCGUUUUGGAGCCUGGCGGGGGCUGCGCGCGCGCGCCUCGCUGUCCUUUGAUUGUUGCCAGGAGCUGCGGCACGGGAAUAAUGUGGAACGUGUGGAUGCUGCUGGCUUUCGCCUUGAUAGCCUGUGUCUCCGGGGAGACGAGAGCAGCAUUGACUUCUGAUAAAGAUCUGUACCUUGACAACAGCUCCAUUGAAGAAGCAUCAGGAGUCUAUCCAAUUGAUGACGAUGAUUACACUUCUGGGUCUGGUUCAGGGGCUGAAGAAGAAGGAGAUGACACGAUUAUAGCAACAACAUAUAGAACACUUCCAAAGAUACCACCAACUAGCGAUGCCCCUAGAACGGAGAGAAAUACAUUGAAAACGCAGACCAAGGUACCUUUGCAAACAAAGGCACCUGAUGAGACUGAUAAAAAGAAGAUACUGAAGCCUAAGGCUGAAAAUAAAAAUACUAAAACUGAGCCUGGUGAAGACACAGAUGUAGUCACUCAAAAACACUCAGAAAACCUUUUCCAGAGAACAGAAGUACUGGCAGCUGUUAUUGCGGGUGGAGUUAUUGGUUUUCUCUUUGCAGUCUUUCUGAUCUUACUCUUGGUAUAUCGCAUGAGGAAGAAGGACGAAGGCAGCUAUGACCUUGGGGAACGUAAACCAUCCAGUGCUGCUUACCAGAAGGCACCUACUAAAGAGUUUUAUGCAUAAAACUCUCAACUUAGUGUCUCUGUUUAAGAGAUCACUGAACUUUUUAAAUAAAGCUUUUUUUUUUUUUUGCAUAGAAUAAUGAAGAACUUUUUUGUUCAUUAAAGAGCCUUUAUGGCACCUUUAUGAUAAAAAAGACCCCCAUUGUAUUUAAAACUUUUCAUGUAUUCCUUUUAAGAAAAUGUAAAGUUAAAAUCCUAACAUUUUGCAGUGUUCUGUGAAUAACAGUGGCAAAACAUUAUUUUAUAUCGCCAUUGCUGUUCACCGAAUCAUUUAAAAAAAACUUUAUGCAUAAAUGAAAAUGAUUGUUUUAUCCUAUGGUUCGAGGAAAGUUGUUUAAUUUUUGUCAGCAUGUCUGAUUGAUCUUACAAGUUAGUUUUUAUUUCAUUAAUUUAUCUGUUUCCAAAAAAAAUGCCUUUUUGUAGUUGUCAAGGUGCAAUCUGUCUUCGGAUAAUUCAGAUAAUGGUAGCUUUUAGUGUAAAUGUAUUUUUUCAGCUAUGUAAACUUUAACCUCCACUUUGUAUGAAUUUUAGUGUCAGGAAAUCCAUUUUACACCUUGCUUUGUUCCUCAAUGUUCCUGUAACUUCAUUGAAACUUACAGCAGCAAAUUAAUGUGUAAAAUCGGACUAUUAUUGCAAACUGCAUAGUCAUGCCCUUACAAAAUAAAUCUUCUUUAUGGGAGAUUUGUAGUAAGCUACUGACUAGCCUCCACCAACCCAAAGACUCUGAACAGUAUUCUGAGAAGUUGCUGCAAAGUUAUAUGGCCACUGUUUGUUAAUUUUUGGCAAUUUGAAGGUACGAGUAGGGAUUAAUUUUUUUUCCUGUUCUUCAAAAAUGCAUUUAAGUUGUAAACGUCUUUUAAAGCCUUUGAAGUGCCUAUGAUUCUAUGUAACUUGUUGCAGACUGGUGUUAAUGAGUAUAUAACAGUUAAAAAAAGAGAAAAUGUUGGUAUUUUAUAAGCACAGACAAUUCUAAUGGUAACUUUUGUAGUCUUACAUGGAUAGACAGAAAUUGUAAUUUGGGAACAUAAACACUACUGAAUAAAUCAUGUGGCCUAAUACUGAAAUAUUUUAUUGCAGAAUUCUUUUUCAACUCUUUCUAAUGAUAACAGCUCAGUCGUUUUUGACAUGGUGAACAAUUGCACGAUUAAGGGAUUUUGAGGGGAAGAAAAGCCCCCCAAAACUGUUUGCACAAGUCAUGGUUAAAGCAACCAUUUCACAGGAAGAGCCGUCUGGCCUCAUU
Messenger RNA from Gekko japonicus, 2246 nucleotides. It is a transcript of the gene SDC2, whose product is annotated as syndecan 2. The coding region runs from base 393 to 1007 and encodes 204 amino acids. Gene Ontology annotation, cellular component: membrane; cell surface. The transcript is spliced from 5 exons. The record is from RefSeq and is a predicted model, not a curated record. Lineage: Eukaryota; Metazoa; Chordata; Lepidosauria; Squamata; Gekkonidae. Gene Ontology annotation, biological process: cell migration; dendrite morphogenesis.